Molecule: messenger RNA, 1044 nt
Organism: Piliocolobus tephrosceles (Ugandan red Colobus)
Lineage: Eukaryota; Metazoa; Chordata; Mammalia; Primates; Cercopithecidae
Product: LIM homeobox transcription factor 1-beta
Biological process (GO): regulation of transcription by RNA polymerase II; neuron differentiation
Cellular component (GO): nucleus
Molecular function (GO): DNA-binding transcription factor activity, RNA polymerase II-specific; RNA polymerase II transcription regulatory region sequence-specific DNA binding
Source: RefSeq, a predicted model, not a curated record
AUGGCGCGCAUCAAAGGGCCGAGGGACCGGCGGCCCCGCACAGCUGCGUCUGCGCCGGGGCCGCAGGAAGCGCCGGGACAGCCCUCGCUGCAGGUCCGGCCCCGACGCGGUGAGGAGGCCUGGGGAGGCCAGGAGGCCCCGCGAGGCCCGCAGAGCGCGCCCGCCUCGCCUCGCAUUCCAGCCGCGCUCUUCGCGGCCAAGUGCAGCGGCUGCAUGGAGAAGAUCGCCCCUACCGAGUUUGUGAUGCGAGCGCUGGAGUGCGUGUACCACCUGGGCUGCUUCUGCUGCUGCAAGGGCGACGAGUUCGUGCUCGAGGAGGGCCAGCUACUGUGCAAGGGUGACUACGAGAAGGAGAAGGACCUGCUCAGCUCUGUGAGCCCCGACGAGUCCGACUCCGUGAAGAGGGAGGAUGAAGAUGGGGACAUGAAGCUGGCCAAGGGGCAGGGCAGCCAGAGCAAGGGCAGCAGGGAUGACGGGAAGGACCCGCGGAGGCCCAAGCGACCCCGGACCAUCCUCACCACGCAGCGAAGAGCCUUCAAGGCCUCCUUCGAGGUCUCGUCCAAGCCUUGCCGAAAGGUGAGGGAGACACUGGCAGCUGAGACGGUCCUCAGUGUACGUGUGGUCCAGGUCUGGUUUCAGAACCAAAGAGCAAAGAUGAAGAAGCUGGCGCGAGGGCACCAGCAGCAGCAGGAGCAGCAGAACUCCCAGCGGCUGGGCCAGGAGGUCCUGUCCAGCCGCAGGGAGGGCACGAUGGCCUCCUCCACGCCGCUGGCCCCACCGCAGCAGCAGAUCGUGGCCAUGGAGCAGAGCCCCUACGGCAGCAGCGGCCCUUUCAGGCAGGGCCUCACGCCGCCCCAAAUGCCAGGUGACCACAGGAACCCCUAUGGGAAUGACUCCAUCUUCCACGACAUCGACAGCGAUACCUCCUUAACCAGCCUCAGCCACUGCUUCCUCGGCUCCUGAGACGUGGGCUCCCUGCAGGCCCGCGUGGGGAACCCCAUCGACCGGCUCUACUCCAUGCAGGGUUCCUACUUCGCCUCCUGA